Molecule: messenger RNA, 324 nt
Organism: Helobdella robusta
Lineage: Eukaryota; Metazoa; Annelida; Clitellata; Rhynchobdellida; Glossiphoniidae
Exons: 3
Coding region: 1-324 (107 amino acids)
Source: RefSeq, a predicted model, not a curated record
AUGACUCAGAAAUGGGACCAAGAAAGAAAAAAAACGCCUGAUGAGUUGCGUAAUAGUGAAGCUCCUGCAAGUGUUGAAAAUGUGUACCAAGUGGCUAUGUUAGAAAUCAUUGACCGGAUGAUUACAGAACUUAGUGACAGAUUUAAAGCUUUGAAUAAUAUAGCAGAUCUAAAAAUUAAAGCAGAAGAAUUGGCAAAUAUAUACUCACCUGGUCUCAACAUUGAAAAAUUCAACUUUGAAAUAGAAAGUUUUAAGCAUCAAGCUUUGACAGUUGACAAAAGUUUGAAAAAGCCACAUAAAAAAAAUGUUAACUCUCAUUUAUAA